Xyrauchen texanus (razorback sucker) is the source of this 9330-nucleotide messenger RNA. Its product is annotated as AP-1 complex subunit gamma-1-like. The record is from RefSeq and is a predicted model, not a curated record. Gene Ontology annotation, cellular component: Golgi apparatus; membrane coat; AP-1 adaptor complex. Gene Ontology annotation, molecular function: clathrin-cargo adaptor activity. The transcript is spliced from 23 exons. Lineage: Eukaryota; Metazoa; Chordata; Actinopteri; Cypriniformes; Catostomidae. The coding region runs from base 279 to 2741 and encodes 820 amino acids. Gene Ontology annotation, biological process: Golgi to vacuole transport; intracellular protein transport; receptor-mediated endocytosis.
AGUAGAGCACACAAGCUAAAGCACUGGGACGCUGUCACUCACUCGAGCGCUGGCAAACUAUUCCUCACUGUAUAUCCACGGGCAGUAUGACGCUACCAGGCGUGUCCGCCGUGAAAUACCAGUUAAACCACAGCCUCUGAACGUACCAGUUUGCAGCUUAUAAUGUACGAUAUGAGCGGUGUGUGUAUAUAAUCCUUCAUCAGAUCGACUCUCAGUUUGAGGCCUGACUGGAUUCCAGUCAUACACGCAGCGCUUCAUUCACAGGACUUAAAGAGAGGAUGCCAGCUCCAAUCAGACUGCGGGAGCUCAUCCGGACAAUCCGGACGGCACGAACCCAGGCAGAGGAGCGAGAGAUGAUCCAGAAAGAGUGUGCUGCCAUUAGGUCAUCCUUUAGAGAAGAGGACAACACAUACCGCUGUAGAAAUGUUGCUAAGCUGCUUUAUAUGCACAUGUUGGGCUAUCCGGCACACUUUGGCCAGCUGGAGUGCCUGAAGCUGAUUGCAUCACAGAAGUUCACAGACAAGCGGAUAGGGUACCUGGGAGCCAUGCUGCUACUAGACGAGAGGCAGGACGUCCAUCUAUUAAUGACAAACUGCAUCAAGAAUGACCUGAACCAUAGUACACAGUAUGUGCAGGGACUUGCUUUGUGCACUCUGGGCUGCAUGGGCUCAUCUGAAAUGUGCCGUGACUUAGCUGGAGAAGUGGAGAAGCUCCUCAAAACAUCAAACUCCUAUCUGAGGAAAAAGGCAGCACUGUGCGCAGUUCAUGUCAUCCGCAAGGUCCCGGAGCUGAUGGAGAUGUUCCUGCCAGCAACAAAAAAUCUGCUCAGUGAGAAAAAUCAUGGAGUUCUUCACACGUCUGUUGUUUUGCUCACUGAAAUGUGUGAGCGAAGUCCUGACAUGCUCUCGCACUUCAGGAAGCUGGUUCCACAACUGGUACGAAUCCUGAAGAACCUGAUCAUGUCAGGGUAUUCCCCUGAGCAUGAUGUGUCUGGCAUUAGUGACCCUUUCCUGCAGGUGCGGAUAUUGAGGCUGUUGAGAAUUCUGGGAAAGGGUGACGAUGAUUCUAGUGAAGCUAUGAAUGAUAUUCUUGCACAGGUUGCAACAAACACGGAGACAAGUAAAAAUGUAGGCAAUGCUAUCCUCUACGAAACGGUUCUUACUAUUAUGGACAUUAAAUCAGAGAGUGGACUAAGGGUUUUAGCCAUUAAUAUUCUGGGUCGCUUUCUUCUCAACAAUGACAAAAACAUCAGAUAUGUGGCAUUGACAUCUCUACUGAAGACUGUUCAGACAGACCACAAUGCUGUACAGAGACAUCGAAGCACUAUUGUGGACUGCUUGAAAGACCUUGAUGUGUCCAUUAAGAGGCGUGCAAUGGAGCUGAGCUUUGCCCUGGUCAACGGCAACAACAUCCGGGGCAUGAUGAAAGAGCUGCUGUAUUUCCUGGACUCCUGUGACCCUGAGUUCAAAGCCGAUUGCGCAUCAGGGAUCUUUCUGGCUGCUGAGAAGUAUGCCCCAUCCAAAAGAUGGCAUAUAGACACCAUUAUGAGGGUUUUGACAACGGCUGGGAGUUAUGUCCGGGAUGACUCUGUGCCAAAUCUGAUUCAGCUAAUUACAAACAGUGUAGAGAUGCAUGCCUACACUGUACAGAGACUCUACAAAGCCCUACUGGAUGACAUUUCUCAGCAACCAUUAGUACAGGUGGCAUCCUGGUGCAUAGGAGAGUACGGAGACCUGUUAGUCUCAGGCCAGUGUGAGGAAGAGGAACCUAUUCAGGUUUCAGAAGAUGAGGUCUUGGAUGUUUUGGAGGGUCUUCUUGUAUCUAACUUGUCCACCCCUGUAACGAGAGGUUACUCCCUGACUGCUAUCAUGAAGCUGUCCACCCGUUUCAGCGGUGUGAAUCGAAUUAAAAAGGUGGUGUCGAUAUAUGGCAGCAGCAUAGACGUGGAGCUGCAGCAGAGAGCUGUGGAAUACAAUGCACUUUUCAAAAAAUACGAUCACAUGAGACCUGCAUUACUAGAGCGAAUGCCUGUCAUGGAAAAAACAGCCUCUAACGGUCCUGCAGAGAUUGUGCAGACCAAUGGAGAAACAGAAUCAACCAUACUGGACACAAAACAUCUGCCCAACAUCACUCAACCAACCAGUCAGGCAAAUGAUUUAUUAGACUUGCUUGGAGGUAAUGACGUGGUACCUGUUAUCCAAACAACUGUUCCCACAAAGCCUGCUUCAGCUGGGGGAGAACUACUUGACCUGUUGGGAGACCUCUCACUGACAGGCACUCCAACCCCCACCCCUGCUGCUCCCUCUGUGCCCUUGUCCCAGUCUCCUUUCCUUUUGGACGGUCUCACCUCGCAGCCUCUCUUCAAUGAUAUUGUAGCGGGCAUUCCUCCAAUGACAGCGUACAACAAAAAUGGCCUGAAAAUAGAAUUCACAUUUGAGAGGUCCAACCCCAAUCCCAAUAUUGCAGUAAUCACCAUCCAUGCCACCAAUUCCACUGAGGCUGACAUGACAGAUUUUGUGUUCCAGGCUGCAGUACCAAAGACGUUCCAGCUGCAGCUUCUUUCCCCCAGCAGUAAUGUAGUUCCAGCACUCAACCAGGGAAAUGUCACACAGGUCAUCAGGGUUCUGAACCCACAGAAGCAACAGUUGCGAAUGCGGAUCAAGCUGACGUACACUCACAAAGGCUCUCCUAUUCAAGACCUGGCCGAGGUCAACAAUUUUCCCCCUCAGUCCUGGCAGUGAUUUGCUACCCCAUCUCAAUCUUAAAGACCCCCAGCAAGGGAACUAUGGGAAAGAUGUACCCUCCCCACUCCCAAAUUAUCCCUUGUGACAUCACCACAGAUCGCUGCCCUGUGGGAAGCAGUGGAAUCUUCCUGAAACUGUCGAGAGUUUAUUGUAUGAAGACUAUAAUGAUGAUGAUGAUGAUGAUGAUGAUUACAGCGACAAUGAUGAAGCAAAAUCACAAAUAUCUGAAUACAUAUCUUUUAAAUUUGUUUUGCCCAGCUGUCAUUCUCUCUUCUUUGGGGUUAGUGCAACAUGUUCAUACUCACACUUGCACUUAGCGUUGUGCACUCUCUCUCACUUAUACUCUUACUGUAGUGUACUCCCUCACAUACAGUCAUCCGCUCUGGCUCACGCUGCCGUCCACGGUCCAUACAUGAAAAACGUCACUCAUGGCCACUCUAGAAAGGAGCUGCUUGGUAUAGGCAUUUUUUUUAUUUGUCUUUUUGUUAGAUUUUUUUUUCCCCCAUGUUUUUAACCUUGUUAAUGGGUUUGGUGUAUUUUAAGAAACAAACAAAAAAAAAAUUAUUGAACUGAAUGAAUUGCAAGUCUGAACAUUUGCACCUUAAGCAUUUCAGAAUCAAGAGGAUAAUGGGUUGCGAUGGCGCCUUAAAUUAACAUUGUACAUGGCAUUUCUUAAUUUUCCUAUAAGGUUGGCUCAUUACUGAUCUAAUGUCUUGUAAUAAAGUAUACCAGAUGAAUGGUACGGAUACAAGCUAUGUUGUGGCUGUACCAUAUUUCACAUGACAUCAUCUGGCUCAUUGCCUAUCAAAUGUUUGACUUCAUCACAUGACCUAUCAUUAACUGGCAGGUUAAAACGGCUAAUACCUUACUUUAUUACUUCUAGGCAGGACUGCUUAUAAAUGUCAUGUUCUGACAAUGAAACAACAUUCGGUAGUGAAACGACUGCAGUAGAUUGAGAGAGGAAGUUUGUUACUGUUAAAUGAAUAUUCCUGGUUCAAUACAAGUUGAGCUCAAUCAACAGCAUUUGUGGCAUAAUGUUGAUUACUAAAAUUCUGAAAAAGUUGGGACAGUUUAAAAAAUGCUAAUAAAGACAAAAAGGAGUGAUUUGUAAGUUAUAUACGCUUUUCUAUAUUGAAAGCACUACAAUUACACACAUGAUGUUUUACCUUGUGAAUUUAAUAGUUUUUGUUUUUUAAACGUACAGUCAUUUUAAGAAAUUUUGCGAGAUUGCAAAACACUCCAAAAAAGUUGAGACUGGAAAUUUAAGACUAAUAACAAUUUGAUGAGUUUAAAUAAGGCGAUGUGAAACAGGAGAUGUUAAACCUGUGAGGCAAUCAUGUCAUAGUAUAUAGGAGCCUCCAAAAAUGGCCUAGUCCCGAGACUAAACUAGACUUCUAAUCAGGAGCAAGGACCGUUCGAGAUUUGUCAAUUUACUAACAGAUUCUUCAGCAAAUAAUCUAGCAUUGUGAGAACAAUGUUCCUCAGAGACAAAUUGGAAGGAUUUUGGGCAUUUCACACUCUACAGUGCACAAUAUACUUCAAAGAUUCAAGGAAUCUGGUCAAAUCUUGGUGGAUAAAGGGCAUGACGAAAACCAUUUCUGAAUGUGCAUGAUCUCUGAUCCCUCAGUCUUAAAAGAAACAUCAUUCAUCUGUAAUGGAUAUCAUGAACAUGGGUUUGGGAUAACUUAAUUAAACCUUUGUUAGUCAACACCACUCGCUGCUGCAUCCACAGAUGUAAGACUUUACUAUGCAAAUGAGAAGCCCUACUUCAACACUGGCCAGAAGCGCUGCGACAUCUCUGGGCUCGGUCUCAUCUUAGAUGGAAAGUAGAACAGUGGAACUGUGUUUUUUUGGUGUGAAGAGUCCACAACUCAAAAUGUUUUUGAAAAACAAAGCCAUUGUGUUAUCCAGGUCAAAGGAAAAGGGCCACCCAAGCUGUUACUAGCUUCUAGUCUAAAAGCCAGUGUCUGUAUGGGCCAGUGGUGUGUCAGUGCCCAUGCCAUGGGUAACUCGCACAGCUGUGAGAACACCAUGAAUGCAGACACUGCCAUCCUGAAUGCAACUUAUACCGCCAUCCAGCACUGUCUUUUCCAGGGAUGUCUGCAUUUUCUAGCAGGACAACUUCAAACCACAUACUGGCCGGAUUUCAAGUGCAUGGCUGUGUAAGCUGAGAGUGUGCGUGCUAGAUUGGCCUGCCUGCAGUCCUGACCUGUCUCCAAUUGAGAAUGUGUGGCGCAUUAUGAAGCACACCAUACGGCAACGAAGACCCUGUACAAUUGUGCAGCUAAAGAUCUAUAUUAUGGAUGAUUGGGGAGAAAUUCCACUUUCUAAAUUUAACAAUCUUGUGUAUUCAGUGUCCAAAUGCUUAAUAAGUGUUAUUAGAAUAAACGAUGAUGUUUCAAAGUGGUAAACACUCGACUGUCCCAACUUUACUGGAGCAUGUUGCAAUCAUCCGAUUUGAAAUUAAUGUACCAAAAAAAAAAAAAUUUAAUUCACAGACUAAAACAUCAUAUAAUGUGUAGUUGUAAUGCUUUCAACAUUGCAAGGGGGAAUUUAAUUUACAAAUCACUAUUUUGUUUUCAUUAGCAUUUUUCAUAUUGUCCCAAAAUUUUUGGAAUUGAGUUUGUACAAAAAAUAAGAAAAUCAAGGUUGCUUUGAGGCACUUAUAAUGGAAGUGAAUGGGGCCAAUUUGUGGAGGGUUUCAAAGCAGAAUUAUGACGCUUAUAAUUAUACAAAAGCACUUGCAUUUAAUUCUACUGUUAAAACUUGUGUAUUUGUUGAGCUGAAGGGUUGCUUAAAUCGAUGUUUUAGGGUUUACAGCAUUAUGUUGUCAUGGCAGCGAAGUUGUGAAAUUGGAUAUAACUUUCCACAGAAAAGGUUGCUUAGCAUUUCUAAUUUUUAUCACACUAAAAUACUUUUAACACUCAUGUUGGUUAUGUCUUGUGGCUGUACUUUAGAAAAAGUGAGUAUUUUAAUGUUUACAGAUUGGCACCAUUCACUUCCAUUAUAAGUGCCUCACUGUAAACUCAAUCUCGCUUUUUGAAAGAAAAGAAGGGACAUGUCUAUAUAAAUGCUGUGGUAAUCAACAUUAUGCGACAAAUGCUGUCAAUUGAGCUUAACUUGCAUUGAACCCUGACAAUUACCUGAAUGCAAAUUAGAUGACUUUUCAGUUAUAUAAUCAUCAGUAGUUUUAUAUCCGCCAAACUGGACACUUUCCCCACCUCCAAACCUCUUAAUUUGACAGUUAUUUUGUUUAUCUCUACUCAUCACAGAAUGUGUUCUUGUAUUUGUUUUUAAAAUAUUGAAAUAAGUUAUAUAGAAUAAAUUAACAUCUUAUUCCAUUUUAAAGGAUUGAAACCUGUUAGUAGCUGGACAGUGUGAUUUAAAUUUAAAAUUGAUUUCUUACUAAAUUAACUAAACUAGAGGCCCAACAAUGUAGUUGUUGCAGGUAGGUUACAAUAUGGUUAUGGUCAGCACAGAUGCUGUAAAUAUAGAUGUAUGACAAUUAAGGCUUUCUGAAUGUAGUUAUAUGCACUGAAUGGACACUUUUUUUAUUAUUUUGUUUGACUUUAAAGGUGUUUUUUUCUGCAGUGAUUUGAAGUACAGAAUUAUUGCCUGAUGUAAAGCAAUGUGCCUUUUGUCCUAACUGGUUAAAAGAAGACCCUCGGACAUCUGCAAGACAAGCGGUUACAUUUCAUCAUUACAGGAAGAAAACAUGAUGUCUGAAGAAGAGUAGAGGACCUUUUUUGUUUUGCUAUCAUUUCUCUUUCUCAUUCAGAGGGAGUCUUAAAAGUCAAAUAUCAAGUGUGUCCCAGGCUGUCUCUUCUAGAAACAUUAACCUAAAUAUAUAGCUCACAUUGUCUUUUUUUUGUCAUUCUGUCAGCUUUGAAGAGGACCGUUUCAUCAAGUGAUUGAGAGCUCUCAAGUCGCCUUUGUGGAAAACCUUAUAGCGUCCAUACACUUGCAUCUUUACUUACAGACUUUACUGCUCUCUCGCUGCUCUUAUUUUUGGUUUUAAUCUACAUCAGUUGCAUUUGUUACGCCACACUGAAGUCUGGUGAUCAAAUCAAGAGAUGUUCUUUGGGCUUGGGAAAGUUUUUUAGCUAUGUUAUGUAUAUGGAGAAAAAUUAUUUCAUUCUAUUAGCUUCUUUGAAUUUUGUUGCAAUUCUUAAAGAUGCUUUCUUGGAUUUUUCUGUAUAUACCGAAGGCUUUUAAGAUGCAUCAUCUGUUUUCAUCCCUUUUUAAGAUACCAUUUUCUAAUCUUCCUUCUAGUACUGCACAGUGUAUAAUGUUUGAAGCUCUCCCUCAGAAAAGUCUAAUUUAACAACUCACCUGUUUGAUUGUGUGUUGGAAAGAAAAUGUACUAUGUGCUGCCUGUAUAUUGUAUAUAAUUGUAAAACGCAUCAAAAGGAUCAAAUCAAAUAAAAAUCCCAUUUGAAGACUAUGACAUUCAGUUAAGGGGCUGUAGACAUUAUUUACUGUGCACAUGAUCUUCAGUUCACAUUCUUUUGUAGUAGGUGGGUGGAUUACAGUCAUGUGAUUAUACUACUGAAAGGAUUAAAAUGCUGUACAUGGAACAGAUAGCUGUUCAUCUUCCAUAAGAGCUUUAAGGUGUUUUGUUGAAUUUUCAAAUUCUAUCCCGUUAUUUAAACACAAUAAUGGAAUUUAAAGGGAUGGUUCAUUCCAAAAUUUAAAUUCUGCCCUUUAAUCAACCUUUUGUUACAAACCUGCUUAACUUUCUUCAAUGUAACACCAAAAGGAGAUGUUAGCCUCAGUCACCAUUCACUUUCAUUGUAUGAAAAAAGAUGCAAAAUAGUGAAUGGGUGAUUGGCAUCUCCUCUUGUGGCACAAGAAAAAAGGAGGGAGGAAAUUAUGAGAAAUGUUUAGUUUUUUUUUGGUUGAACUAUACCUUUAAAUUGAUAGUUCAAAAAUGAUCACUUUAAAGGAAUAGUUCACCCAAAAAUGAAAAUUCUCAUCUGUUCAACCUCAUGCCAUCCCCGAUGUGUAGGAGUGUCUUCUGCUGAACACAGAUUUUUAGAAGAUUUUUAUUAUCUCUGCUCUGUAGGUUCAUACGAUGCAAGUGAAUGGUGUCCAGAAAUUUGAAGUCCCAAAAAGCAUAUAAAGGCAGCAUAAAAGUAAUCCAAAUGAUACCAGUGGUUUAAUCAAGAAAAAAGGAGGGAGGAAAUUAUGAGAAAUGUUUUUUUAUUUUUUGGUUGAACUAUACCUUUAAAUUGAUAGUUCAAAAUGAUCACUUUAAAGUAGUAGUUCACCCAAAAAUGAAAAUUGUGAAUGGUGGUUCAAUAGUGGACUAAAGCACAUAACUGGUAAUCAGAAGGUCGCUGGUUCGAUCCCCACAGCCACCACCAUUGUGUCCUUGAGCAAGACACUUAAUCCAGGUUGUUUCGGGGGGAUAGUCCCUGUAAUAAGUGCACUGUAAGUCGCUUUGGAUAAAAGCGUCUGCCAAGUGCAUAAAUGUAAAUGUAAUCUGUCUUCAGAAGCAAUAUGAUAGGUGUGGCUGAGAAACAGAUCAAUAUUUAAAUCCUUUUUUACUAUCAGUCUCCACUGUCACUUUUUUUAUGCAUUUACGCAUUAUUCGUGCAUAUCGCCACCUACUGGGCAGGGACGAGAAUGUAUAGGAUAAAAGGUCUUAAAUAUUGGUCUGUUUCUCACACACACCUAUAAUAUUGCUUGUGAAGAUAUAGAUUUAACCACUGAAGUCCUAUGGGUUAUUUUUAUGCUGCCUUUAUGUGCUUUUUGGAGCUUCAAAGUUCUGGUCAGCAUUCACUUGCAUUGCAUGGACAAACAGAGCUGAACUAUUCUUCCAAAAAUCAUUGUUUGUGUUCAGCAGAAGAAAGUCGUACACAUCUGGGAUGGCAUCGGGUUGAGUAAAUGUAAAAGAAAUUGGGAGAACUGUUCCUUUAAUUUCAGACUUGAUAUUGUUGAUUUAAUACAUCAUGCAUUAUUGGUAAUGAAAUUGAUGAAAGCUUCAAUUAUACACUAUAAAAAAAUUAGAGAGACCUUUCGGAACAAAUUUUUGAAUCUGCUGCUUUUUACAACUUUGUCAUCUUAGUCAAGCAAAGAUGUUUGUGUGUUGAAGAGAGUAAAAUAAACAUGACAGGACUUGCUGUGGGGUUGUCAUAUCAGCGAAUUUCCCAAACAAUGAUUUUUCAGCUGCAUGUGGAAAAAAGCAAUGUAAAUAUUGUCAUUUCUACUCUUUAUGUAAACUUCCAGAAGUAAUGCAAGCAACGUUCAAAUUCUUAAGAAACCACACUUGUUUAAUCUUGCGAUACAUGCACAUAACUAUUCAAGUGUAUCUAUACAUGUGCCCCGUCCUCUGAUAUUUUACACUUGCUAUUCAGCUACAUAUGAACUUGUUUGGGAGUGGAGGAUAAACUGUUGACUUUUUCCCCAGUGACAUUGAAAUGCUGACCUGUAUCACAGUCCCAUGUCCUCUGUCUUGGACUGAAAAUAAUUCAUGAUGGAUGACAAUAACACGUCAACCAACAUGGGUGAUUUUAGAUUUAUGCUGUGUACUAUUGUUGUCUUAGGGUUGGAGAAAAUGAUGCUCAAAUGAAAUAAUAAAAAG